AGCAGAUGCACCUCGAGGCUGUGACCGGUCUGCAGCUCAGCGCAGUCUUCUACUGAGCCACUCUCAGAUGGACACGGUAUGAUAUUUUUAUGCGAAACGGUCAAUGGUAAAUGAGAGUUCACAAGAUCGCUGCAUUUUAACCACUGGAAACUUUUUUUUUUUACUUUUCUCUGCCGCCCGCAGGACCUUAAAGGAAUUCAGAGCCUGUAAAACUUGCAGCUUCAAAAAGACUCGGCCGUGUCCCGCUGUGCUUUCAUAUUUGUCCAACUUCAGCUGCGUCCAGUGUGGAGUGCGGGGUUUUCAACUGAACGUUUUCAUCCGAGUUCCUCAAGUACAGUCCUCUAUGCAGCCAAAUUCUGACGUGAGCUUCUGUGUGGAAACAAGUUAAAUUUUAACUUCUCCACACGGAUAUCUGGUUUACAGUGCAUGGAAGACGGGAAAAUUCAUCCAGACAUUUCAGGGAAAAAAUGUAACCAGCAACUCGCGUUUCCAGUGAGUUCUACUGUGUGCCAGCGACAGCAGCAUGGGUAGCGGCAGUAGCAGAGGGAAGAAGGUUGCACCUGCGUCUGUCACCGAGGUAAACGUGUACAGAACAGAGAAAGACAGCCCGGAGUGUAAUCAGAAAGAGAACGAUCGCUUGUUCAAAUCAUUCAAAAUCCAGAAGCUGACUGACUUGAGUCGCUCCUGGGGCAGAACUCGACCGGACUGCCACAGCGAAGGGCACGAUUCCGAAUUUUCAGCCGAUGACGACGAGGAUAUCGAGGCAGAACUGGACCGAGUGAUGGCGGAAUACGAAAGUCGUCGAUAUCGUUCCAGUAAAGGCUCGCAGAAGAAUUCCUUCACCAGGUGUAAGACGUCAGGAUUCUUUAAUUCCAGGAGAGUGUACAGUGGCGGCGAUUUCAAAUCAACUCCUCAAUUCAGCAAUUCGGAACAGCCUGAAAGAACACACCACCCUGCUAAGGUCGGUCCUGGAAGCGACAAAGAAGACACUUCCCUCAAUCAGCCGUGGAAAAAUAUACAUUAUCUUCCCGACACACGUGGUAACGGCUUUCAAAACAAAGACCCGUUGCCUCUCCAGGACCUUGCGCGCACGGAGGAGACAGACCUUGUCCCUGGGAGCUGCAAUGAGCCCUCUCUCACUUUGCCUGUCAUCCUGUACAAUGGGUCAGAGGAGGACUUGAUGGACACAAUCGAGAGGGAAUUCAGCUGAUGGGGAUCAGAGGAAGGACAUUCUUCCAAUGCACCAUGCAUUUCUUCUUUUUUUUUCAAGGGGAGGGUGAAUAUCAGCCAUCGUUUCUUUACAUCAGGGCCAGAUUGUCAUAGAUGCUGAUCCCCUUUCAAAUGCAAAUCUUCAUAUGUGCCUGAAAAGAAAGGAACUAUCACCUUUUUCAGUAUUUUUUGUGUUGGAGUUUACAAGAGAAGGAACAAAUGAAAAUUAUAUAGUUUCCUUAAAAUUGUUAUUCACAUUUGACGCCCGACUGCAAACCCUGAGGACUGAUUUCAGUCUACCUUAUCCUAUAUAUAUGACACUGAGUGAAGGUUACAAGGUCAAAUGUACAAGGGCACGGUUGUAAGAGAGAAGACAAAAGUGAUGCCUUCAGAAUUCAGGUCAAACAGAAAAACCGCAGCGAGAGGACACUGUUUCAUUCUUUACCUGCAGGUGUGCAGCCUAGCUGAUCAGAGCCAUUAGACUCUGCUAUUCCCUCCAACAAUGUGCCCACUGAAAGUGCUGGUUGCUGCUAGUUACCGCGAUUCACCUGUGAGGACCCCCCUAGGUCCAAGGCUAUGUAUUUUCUGUUGUCAUGGUGACUACUCCUCUGAGAAUAUUUAACACACACCAGCUAUCUUACCCCAAGUUAAGCUGGUAAAUGUGUACUUACUUUCAAACAGAUUUGAUGUUAAUGUUAUGCCUGCUCACUGAGGUGAACAACCUUAUGCCACAAAGGUAUGUUGGUAUGGUGUGUUGUUUACUUGCUUUUUGGAGCCAAAAAGAUUUUGCUGGGACAAAAGCACAUAUUUUGCUCAUAAACAAAACAGCCAAAAUAUCUGUGAAUGCAGUACUGUUACUUGUUGAUAUUGAGUGUGUAUAAAACUACAGAUGUGCAAGGUCUUUCAAAGCUGACAAAGGGGUUUGAAACAGAUUCAGGACAAAAUAUUCAAUGCACUGUUACAACUCCCUCAGAUGUGAUUUUGCUGGUUUGGCAGAGAUGCAUAUUGAGGGGGGUGAGUGUUUGUGCGCCCAUGGAAUGUUUUUCUUAUUCUGUGCCUGGCUGGAAAAGGUAUGUUGGAAUGUAUAUUUGAGGUCCAUUUCCUGCCCACAGCUCUGCAGCUGCACACCCCCUUCCUGUUAGAAGUAUUCGCAUCAGCAGAAAGACUGAGCGGCCCCAUUUCUCAUUACCCAUAUGCAGCUGAGGGGAGACUUAAGUUUUGUUGGUCACAGUUUGCCUCUCUACUCCCACCCCGUGGUGAAGAUAUGAAAUUGCAUUUGAAUACAGUUUGGCGCUAAAUUAUUAUUAUUAAGUCAAUAUUAAUUUGUGUGUUAUUUAUUUGGCAGAAGCACAGAAUGAAUUACAAGGCCAUUAUGCUACCAUUCAGUACAUUUUACAGGAGUGACAUUUAAACAAGAAUGCAAUUACAUAAUUGUUGAAUUCAUAUCUAAACUAAGAACUUCAAAAUACAACUCUCAAUCCCUACAAACAUACUGUUUGUAGGUA
This is a messenger RNA of Megalops cyprinoides (Indo-Pacific tarpon), 2714 nucleotides long. RefSeq lists its product as uncharacterized. The transcript has 3 exons. NCBI's taxonomy places the organism in Eukaryota, Metazoa, Chordata, Actinopteri, Elopiformes, Megalopidae. Bases 524 to 1210 code for a protein of 228 amino acids. The record is from RefSeq and is a predicted model, not a curated record.